AUGGGAAAUGCCAAACAGAAGGAGAAAGGUGUGGCUAUUAAAGCAGUCAUCGCAGAUCCGGAUUUUGUCACCAAGCUUAACGAAUGCACCACGAUUAUGACACCAAUCGACAUCCAGAUAAAGAUCUUCCAACGCGAUGCGGUGCCAUGCUCAGAUGUGUACAAGGCAUUUGUUGAGCUGGAAGAGAAGAUGCGCAACCUGCCGAAUGUUGAAGCAGGCAAGAAGGCUUACCUGGUUGAGCUGGUGCAUAAACGGUUUGACUUUGUGUAUGGAGAUGCGCAUGGUGUAGCCUAUCUCCUAGAUCCACGAUACAUGGGUGAUGGUAUGCUGCACACCCUAUGAAAGGAGAUUGAAGAUUUUAUCUACAAAUUUCCCAAAAAAGAUAGUACCACAAGUGAAGCACAGAUGGAGCAGUUGGCCCAAGAAUAUACUGCUUUUCGGAUUGAAGCGUGCAGAGAAAGGCAACAGAGCAAAUUCCUCUUCAAAAUGAUUGGCAAGUCCAAGACGGUACUCUAAUGGUGGAUAGCAGAUGGCAUGGAUUAGCCAUUAUCAGUGGCAGCGCCAGGCCUCAGAAUUGGGGGCAUUUGAGGGGCAAACUUGUAUUUUGGGGGACAAGAUAGAAUUUUUAAAAAGGCACUGCUAUUUUCCCAUGCCGUUUUCACAGGACUUUUGUCCCCCUCCCCAGGAGAUUCGCCCCCUCUCAAAAGGGGACAAUAUUCCUAGUGAUACCACCCCCGGGGGACGAAUAUUGGCUAUUUGGUCUGCAUUUAUCCGUUGACGGUUUUAUUUGUUUUUGAUCUGGUCUGUGUGGGCCUUUACAUAUUUGAGAAUUUAACUUUGCAAAACUAAAGCUUUUUUGUCUUUUUUGAAACGCAUUAUUGGAGUAUUGGCAAGUUUUACCAUUCAGAGAUUUACAAACUAAUAUUGAAACUGUAAAAGACAGUUUCAUGUAUACGCGCAUUCAUUAAUGAGUAAUGACAACUUAUAAGCCAUACAUUUUCCGAUAAUGACAAAGUGCUUGUGUAGCCUUUAGUCGCUCUCAGUGACUAAUAAAUUUUUUUGAGGGGGGGGGGAAUAAUUGGGGGGGGCAUUUGCCCCCCCUGGCGCCACCACUGGCCAUUAUUGCAGAAUCUGGCAUUGCAUGUCUUUUUUAUGGCAGCAGCCAGUGCCGCCUCAGAGCGGAAUUUUUCCACCUUUGGAUGUAUUCAUUCAAAGCUAAGAAAUCGCCUUGGUCCCGAGAAAGUGAAGAAAUUGGUCUAUAUCAAGACAAACAGUCUUCAGAUGUCAGAUGUGCUGCUCAAGGAUAUUAUUGUAGAGGAUUAA
Messenger RNA from Paramuricea clavata, 1323 nucleotides. Lineage: Eukaryota; Metazoa; Cnidaria; Anthozoa; Malacalcyonacea; Plexauridae. The record is from the annotation of a GenBank genome assembly.